GUUAAGAAAUACUGUAGAAUAAAUCUUUAGCGGGUCUUGCUACAUAUGCAUGUAUAGAUCGUAUAGAGGGCUAUACUGUUAGACACGGUUUUGGAGGUGGCUGGGAUUUAGAAGCACUGAUCAUGAUUUAGUAUCCCGAGCAUAGCAACUCAGAAUUUGUUACUCACAGCUAAACCGCUUCUGACACAAUCUGAACCACCUCCGAAGGUGGGUCGAAUAAAACCCGUUUAACAGGAAUGCGAUCCGGAUUCCAACCCUGAUUAAUUAAAGGCCUCGUGUAAACAGGGCUUUAUAAGUCCGGCCCAUAGUUUACUUCCUCUGAGGCACUUUUCCAAUGUAUUUCUCACGUAUAUAUUUCCCAUGUAGAUCUUAUCAAUAGUGUCUAAUUGGGUAUUUUUAUAUUUUUUAUUUACUUCAGGUCCUAGUCGAGCGUCGCCGCCCUCCUUGAAGGAGGUCGGGAAUCAAGCCUAUCCACAGUUUUGUUCUGGCCUGUUACGCAAUAGUAUCAUGAAUAUCAUUCAUUCUAUGUGAGUGCUAACCAAUAGCGAUAAAUAUCAUUUAUUAAAGUGGGUGUUGGCCUCGCCUCUCAGUCAAUCCAACGUGUGCAAAAUUCACACGUGGUACAGUUGAGUGGGUGUGAUCAAUCCCCUUGAGUACUGCAAUCUGAUUGGAGCUGGUGGAAUUGUUGGAAUUCCUAACAACAUAACAAAACUGUGGAUAGGUCCCGACCUCCUUCCGGGCAACGGUAGAGGGCGGCGGCGCCCGACUAUUCAGGUCCCUGAUUGUACACUUUUUAUUUUGUAUCAAGUACAAUUUGGAUCACUAGUAGGAUCUAAGAGUGGUACCCUUACGCAUCUGGAAAUGUUUCCAUCACCUUCUCACUUCCUACUAACAUUUUAAUAAGUAUCUCUGUCACAAUCACUGGAAUUGACCUGAUGUUUGAGAGCAGUUUGAUAAGUAUUAGUGAUAUUCAAAGACUUCUACCUGAAACUGCUUGUUCUGAGAGCAUCAGUGUGUGUGGUCGUAUUAAUAUAUUAUAUGCUGUGGAUUCUGUUUCUCCUGGGGCUCUACUGUACUUUGUUUCCACCACAAGUGCAUGAGCCACUAAACUCAUACAGCAGCAUUAUGUUGGCUGUGCCAAGAAAUACGGGUGAUAAUUUCAGUAUCAGUCACACACCUCCUGGAAGAUACAGUGUCUUAGCUUUUGACCUGGAGAACAACAGUCUGCCAAGAAUGCCACUCUCUCUAGCAUCUACAAGUGAAAUACUGGAAGUGAGGACCUCACGAGGAACUGCUGCUCCCCUGCCCAGUAGUGUAGGAAUCACUGCCGUUAAACUACUUUGUGGAGAUGUCGAAGUGACUUGCUCUAUACCUGAAACAAGCUGCCUAGUAUUGGUGCAUUCAAUCAACUCUCCAGAACAAGUAUUUGUCCGGCUCUUUAACUCCACUGAUGUCCGAACUGUUGUCUUCUCUGUUGAUCUCAUUGGUCUGUGUAUCAGUGCUUACUUGGGCAAAAAAUGACUCGAUAUUUGACAGUCAGUUGUCCUUUGUCACCCAACUGAAAACACCCACCGCCGUUCUUCCUACUACAACCGUUCCCGCUACAACGUCCAAUGUACAAACAAACCCACCUCCUGAGAUUGAGUCACGUCAUCCACUUUCAACAGCAGUUAUAGCUGGGGUAUCUAUGGUGGUGGUGAUUCUGCUAUUGUUUGUAGUCACCACUGUUGCAGUUGUUGGAGCUUUGAGUAAAAGGAGACAUCAUGAAGUUGAGGUUCCAGAGUCAGAUGGAAGAGUGGAUUGGUCAUCAACAUUUGCAGGCAUUGAGCAGCCCAACGAAGCUUAUGCUUCAGUACUGAAGAAUAACAUUGCCUAUGGGCAAAUAAAGAAACCACAGGGACAGAGGAUCGAUGACUCACAAGCCCCGGCAACAUUAGAGGGAGAGUAUGAGAUCAUUGAGCCAGUUCAUGUGUACGAGGAUGUGUUGCCUCAGGGAAAAGUUCCAAGUUGCAUGUACAAGUUCACUUGUACCAUGUGGACUCCGACGUACUAAUGACUACCUCCUCAACUGUUCAGUCGCAGAUCCUCUAGCUGUUUGAUAUGGCUCGCUCAGUUUCUUCCUCCCCCACCGACAAAAUGACAAAAUACAUAUUAUACCGUGUCACAUGCACUGACUGUGAGGAUUAAUUAUUCCUAUAUCACCCCCUCAUGACGACAACACCCCCACCAGUCACCCACGAGGCGUUUGUGCCCCUGCUCGUCCGAAGAGUGGGAGGAUAAUAUCGCCACGUCACUAUGCUUUGACGAGGGUAGAGUGACAAAAUCUUCACCAACAAUAAGACAAAUCUUCAAAUAUCAAACUGGUGAUGUAUUAACGUGCAUUGCAGUCACUCUUAUUGGGAGGAGAUACUGACGGACAUAGGGGAGCAUGGGGAAAUACAAGUGGUGUGUGUGCAUGGGGACGCAUUAUUAAUUGAUGAGAAUCCCUUAAUUCUAGAGUGAACUAUUCAACUAUACAGUAGUACUGUACUCUGCAACUGCUGCAUGUCGAUGAUUUUAUAAGUCAUUUUAGUCGGGAUUCUGUAUACCCCCUUUCGUAAUUCUACCUAAGUUUGAAGAAUCAUUAGUAUGUCUCGAA
Messenger RNA from Halichondria panicea, 2638 nucleotides. RefSeq lists its product as uncharacterized. Lineage: Eukaryota; Metazoa; Porifera; Demospongiae; Suberitida; Halichondriidae. The transcript is spliced from 8 exons. Bases 1451 to 2053 code for a protein of 200 amino acids. The record is from RefSeq and is a predicted model, not a curated record.